GAUCAUGGGCGAACAAGCAGCAGCAUACAAGUGCCAAAAGGCUUGCAAGGAUGGUGUUCCAACAAAGAAUACCUUCGUGCACUAUGAUCUCGAGCUCGUGGACAGGGAGGCCAGCGGUGGUGGUGGUGCCAUGAAGAGGGUAGCCUCUUGCCCAUGCAUCCUGGCAGACGUUGAGUGCGUUCAAGGGUCAGAUGAGCCUGAGUCACCCAAGUCCGUGUCGGGGGACUCUACCAUGACGAAUACCACCUUUGGAGAAGAGGUUGUUGGCUUCCGGAGCGCCUCCUCCUCCAAAGAAACCAGCCAAAGCCAUUGGCCACCCCCCUCUUGGCAGGAGCAACAAGCUGCGCUGUCUAGCAACCAAAAUGCAAGGGGUCCGGCUUUGUCCCCCAGUGCGGCUUACCCGUCUGCCGACGAUGCCUCGCCGGUGGAGGCGAAGACCGCUCUCAAGUGCCCAGCCCAUUUGGGUGCUUCCAGUUCCUCAUGCAGCCAGGUGGCUGUUCAGCUCGAAGCGUUCGGGCUUGAGCCCGGGGAGGCGAAUCAAGUCCGGCCAAAGACGGCAUCCAGGAAGCGCAAGCCAGUGAACAUGAAGAAGCUGAUCAACAAGGAGAUCAUGCAAGCACUCACAGGCACCGAGGUCCUCAAUGUUGUUGCCAAGCGCCUCUCUCAGAUGAAUGGAGUCAACUUGGCCACGGGCUUCCAUCGCCUGGCCCGGAGCAAUGUGGCUAUGGAGGAGGUUGCCGAGUCUCCCACUUUCGCCAGAAUGUUGGAGCUAGCGGAGAGAUCCGCAAAGCAUGAGAAG
Messenger RNA from Symbiodinium pilosum, 799 nucleotides. NCBI's taxonomy places the organism in Eukaryota, Dinophyceae, Suessiales, Symbiodiniaceae. The record is from the annotation of a GenBank genome assembly.